Molecule: messenger RNA, 1167 nt
Organism: Heterobilharzia americana
Lineage: Eukaryota; Metazoa; Platyhelminthes; Trematoda; Strigeidida; Schistosomatidae
Source: the annotation of a GenBank genome assembly
AUGGAUCCCAUACUUACACCAGAAAUGAUACAUAUUGGUUCACGCCAUUAUAGAAAAAAUGCAUCAAAACAUUGUUUUGUUCAGACGUUUCCUGCAUCUAUUAGUCAAAUUGAAGAAAAUUCAGAUGCUGAAGAAGCUGAUGUCGACGAAACAGAUCCAGAAAUUCUAGAGUUAAGUAAAAAUAUAAUCGUGUCUGAUAAUGGAUAUACUGCAACAAUCAACGUCCCAUCCAUGUUCCAUAAGUUCAUCAUAGGUGUUCAGCACUCAAAAAGAAAACUUUUGGAAGAUGAAUUUCGAUGUAACAUUGAAAUUCCACAAUCGGGUUCUAGUUCUUCAAAAAUCUUUAUUACUGGACCUUCAAGAUUUAAUGUUUUAAGUGCUUGUCGCCGUAUGCUCUGGAUAGUAUCUGAUGCUCGUAGUCGUUGUCAGCCAACUCAUUUCAUAUGUUUACCAGUUACGUGUCAAACUGUAAAGGAUAAUUUUCAAAAAUUCCGACAAUCUAUAUUGAAGGCUGCUAGUAAAUCUGCUGCUCAAGAUUUUAUGGGAGUAGAUAGUUCUGUUUUUCAUUCGGUAUCCACAUUGCAUUUCACUUUGGUAACACUUAUUUUGGCUGAUGAGUCUGAGAUUGAACAAGCUUAUGAUACACUAAGAAUGUUUUGCAGAUCCGAUAAAGGUCUUCAACUGUUUGCUUCUGGUCCUCUCAAUUUAACUCUAAGGGGCCUUGAGUAUAUGAAUGAUGAUCCUGCCUCCGUACAUGUGCUCUACGCGAAGUUGGCUGAUUCUCCUGAUUUUCAGCGACUACAGUCUAUUGCCAAUGAGCUAUCGAGUUUAUUUGCCGACAAAAAUUUAACUAGUACUGGACCUUAUCGUGCAGACAAUUCUGUAAAAUUGCAUAUGACUCUACUGAAUUCCAAAUAUCGGCAAGAAAGAGAAGGUCAAAGUGCUUCUACUCAAGGUUUCCUACCACAUGCUCGUACACCGUUCAGUAUAACAGGGAUUUUGAAAGUUGCAGGGAAUUUUUGUUUGCUGAAAACCAGCCUUUUGACCAAACUUUAUUUAUGUGAUCGAUUAUCAUUUGAUACUUCAACUCAGUUUUAUAAAUGUUGUUGUAAAAUUGAGUUUAAUAACAAUAGUGAUAAUGAAUGUGCGCAUGUUAUAAAAAUGUGA